GUAUACACAGUAGGUCCAGACUAUGCUCAUGCUGAAGCCCGGAAGUCUCCAGCUCUGGAUGGCAAGGUAGAACGAGAUAGUGAAGGAAAAGAAGUAAGGUAUCCAGUCAUUCUGAAUGCAAGAGAGAAGUUAAUUGCUUGGAAAGUAUGCCUUGCCUUUAAACAAACAGUGUGUGGCUUUGAUUUGCUGCGUGCUAAUGGACAGUCCUAUGUCUGUGAUGUGAAUGGCUUCAGUUUUGUGAAAAACUCCAUGAAAUACUAUGAUGAUUGUGCUAAGAUACUGGGAAAUAUCAUCAUGAGAGAGCUUGCUCCCCAGUUUCAGAUACCGUGGUCAAUUCCUUUGGAAGCUGAAGACAUCCCUAUUGUGCCAACCACCUCUGGAACAAUGAUGGAGCUUAGAUGUGUGAUAGCUGUAAUACGCCAUGGGGACCGAACACCAAAACAAAAAAUGAAAAUGGAAGUAAAACACCAGAGAUUUUUUGAUCUCUUUGAAAAAUGUGAUGGAUAUAAAUCUGGAAAACUGAAACUGAAAAAACCAAAACAGUUGCAGGAAGUGCUUGAUAUAGCAAGGCAACUCCUUGUAGAACUGGGGCAAAACAAUGAUUCUGAAAUUGAGGAAAGUAAAGCAAAACUUGAACAGCUAAAGACUGUGUUAGAAAUGUAUGGGCAUUUUUCAGGCAUAAAUCGCAAAGUUCAGUUAACAUAUCUUCCACAUGGUUGCCCAAAGACUUCCAGUGAAGAGGAAGAUAAUAGAAGAAAUGAGCCAUCUCUGCUUCUAGUUCUAAAAUGGGGAGGAGAAUUGACCCCUGCAGGCAGAGUUCAAGCAGAGGAGCUUGGAAGGGCUUUCAGGUGUAUGUAUCCAGGUGGACAGGGAGAUUAUGCUGGAUUUCCUGGAUGUGGUUUACUUAGAUUACAUAGCACUUACCGACAUGAUCUCAAAAUCUACGCUUCUGAUGAGGGACGAGUUCAAAUGACUGCAGCAGCUUUUGCAAAGGGACUACUGGCUUUAGAGGGUGAGCUGACUCCUAUUCUUGUCCAGAUGGUAAAAAGUGCUAAUAUGAAUGGUCUGUUAGACAGUGACAGUGAUUCUUUAAGCAGCUGUCAGCAUCGUGUUAAAGCCAGACUCCAUGAAAUUCUCCAGAGAGACAGAGAAUUUACUUCUGAUGACUAUGAUAAGCUUACUCCAUCUGGAAGCAUCUCAUUGAAAAAAUCAAUGCAGGUUAUUAAAAAUCCUGUAAAGACAUGUGACAAGGUCUAUUCCUUGAUCCAGAGUUUGACUUCUCAGAUCAGGCAAAGAAUGGAAGAUCCAAAGUCUGCAGAUAUUCAGCUGUACCACAGUGAAACACUAGAACUCAUGUUGCGUAGGUGGGCCAAGCUGGAAAAAGACUUUAAAACAAAAAAUGGAAGAUAUGAUAUUAGCAAAAUUCCUGAUAUUUACGACUGUAUAAAAUAUGAUGUGCAGCACAAUGGCUCCUUAAAAUUAGAAAACACAAUGGAAUUAUACAGGCUUUCAAAAGCUUUAGCUGACAUUGUGAUCCCUCAGGAAUAUGGUAUUUCUAAGGCUGAGAAACUAGAGAUUGCCAAAGGUUACUGCACUCCUCUAGUUAGAAAAAUACGUUCUGACCUUCAGAGGACUCAAGAUGAUGAUACUGUAAAUAAGCUUCACCCUCUUUACUCCAGGGGUGUUAUGUCCCCUGAACGCCAUGUUCGUACACGGCUGUAUUUCACCAGUGAGAGUCAUGUCCACUCCCUAUUAUCCACCCUUCGUUAUGGUGCCUUAUGUGAUGAAUCAAAAGAUGAGCAGUGGAAACGAGCUAUGGAUUAUUUAAAUAUUGUCAAUGAACUCAAUUACAUGACACAGAUUGUUAUCAUGCUUUAUGAGGAUCCAAACAAGGAACUUUCUUCGGAAGAACGUUUUCAUGUAGAGCUGCACUUUAGUCCAGGAGCCAAAGGCUGUGAAGAAGAUAAAAAUUUACCAGCUGGGUAUGGAUACAGACCUGCUUCCAGAGAGAAUGAAGGCUCAAAGAAAACCUCUCAUAGAAAUGAUAGUGAUGAGGAGACACAUGCUUCUAGAAGAGAUGAAACAGAUCGAUCACUAGUGAUGUUCAAGCCAAUGGUGUCAGACCCAAUUCACAUACACAGAAAGUCACCCCUUCCAAGAUCCCGGAAGAUUGGUUCUGUAGAAGAAGAGAGCCCCCUGAGUGUGUCUAGCCCAGAGUGUAUUGGUACCUGGCUGCAUUACACCAGUGGUGUGGGUACUGGGCGUCGAAGACGCAGAUCAGGGGAACAAAUCACUUCUUCCCCUGUGUCCCCUAAAUCAUUGGCUUUCACAUCCAGUAUUUUUGGCUCAUGGCAACAGGUCUUAUCAGAAAGCAAUAGUAACUUACGAACACCGAGAACUAUUCUGGAACAAAAGCAGAGUGGUCUAGGGUCUCACUGUGCGGGCCUGUUUAGCACCUCAGUGCUCGGGGGUUCUUCAAGUGCACCUAACCUACAGGAUUAUGCUCGUACUCAUCGUAAAAAGCUGACUUCCUCUGGCUUCAUAGAUGGUUUUGAACUAUAUUCCAUGGUGCCUUCUAUUUGCCCUUUGGAAACUCUACACAACUCCUUGUCUCUGAAGCAGGUGGAUGAAUUUCUUGCCUCUGUGGCUGCUCCAUCAAGGGAAAAUCUACAGGAGACAUCUUCUCCAACUUACAUGAUUCCACUGUCAGGAAGAAAAAUUCCUUUAAAUACUUAUACCCCUGCAAAAAUUCAACCAACACCACUUGAAACUUUGCCUGAAAGAGUAGCAAUAAAGAAACCAACCUUAUCUACCUUUGGAUCUUCUGAUUGUGUACCUAAUGUCAAGCUGUCUCUAGAAGAGGCUUCUCUAGAUGUAGAACCUA
Mesitornis unicolor (brown roatelo) is the source of this 2884-nucleotide messenger RNA. It is a transcript of the gene PPIP5K2, whose product is annotated as diphosphoinositol pentakisphosphate kinase 2. Gene Ontology annotation, molecular function: inositol hexakisphosphate kinase activity; 5-diphosphoinositol pentakisphosphate 1-kinase activity; diphosphoinositol pentakisphosphate kinase activity. The transcript is spliced from 23 exons. NCBI's taxonomy places the organism in Eukaryota, Metazoa, Chordata, Aves, Mesitornithiformes, Mesitornithidae. The annotation marks the transcript as partial. The record is from RefSeq and is a predicted model, not a curated record. Gene Ontology annotation, cellular component: cytosol. Gene Ontology annotation, biological process: inositol phosphate biosynthetic process; inositol metabolic process.